Acytostelium subglobosum LB1 is the source of this 1509-nucleotide messenger RNA. RefSeq lists its product as hypothetical. The coding region runs from base 1 to 1509 and encodes 502 amino acids. Gene Ontology annotation, cellular component: endoplasmic reticulum membrane. Gene Ontology annotation, biological process: triglyceride biosynthetic process. The transcript has 7 exons. The record is from RefSeq and is a predicted model, not a curated record. Lineage: Eukaryota; Evosea; Eumycetozoa; Acytosteliales; Acytosteliaceae. Gene Ontology annotation, molecular function: diacylglycerol O-acyltransferase activity.
AUGAUAAAGUCUGAUGAUCAUCUACCAAAUGUGCAAUUGUUGCACAAGAGGAACACUACAACAAACAGGAAACAGGAUAAGAAGGACAAGUCAAGUACAAAGAAUGAUUUGGAUCUAAAUGCAAAGACAUUGUUGCCAGUAGUAGCCUUGGAGAAGUUAAAUAAUGGUAUCAGCAGCAGCAAUAUCACCGAGUCCCCAAUAUCACCAACGGUCGCGACGGCCAAAGCAAGUUUGUUAACACCAGCCUCCCCUGGAGAAACUCCCCAUUCCCCAUCACUCGAACGUUUCUCCGCCAUCUCCAAACCCCGUGAUUCACUCUUAACUGUACCGAUCAAUGCAAACAUACAAUGGGGCACAUUCAACUACAUUGCAUUGUGUUAUGUGAUGGCUGGCUUUGCAAUGAUGGCCGACAACUAUGUCAAGCUGGGCACACCGAUCGACUUUAGCUUGAUGUGGUGGCUGGUGGACAAGUGGGAGGUGGGUCUCUUUGUCUGGAUCAGUCUAUUGGCAUUCAGCUACGUCAACUACCUUUGCACCAAAUUCUUUGUCGAUCAUAACCUGCCAGGCUGGACAUCCAUCCUACUCUACUGUCUCUGGCAGUUUGUAACAUUCACCCUUACCAUCCAUUGUUUGUUCCAAUAUGAAUUGUCUCCAAUCCUCAGCGGAGGUACUGGAAUGCAGUUGUGUGUCUACUCACUCAAGAAUCACUCAUACUGGCACACAAACUACUUCCUCAAGAAGGGAGUUGUCAAGGCAUCCAAGAACAACUCUCCAAUCAGCAGAAGGGACUUGAUUCCAAACACAUCCAUUUCACACUUCACAUACUUCUUGUUUGCACCAACUUUGGUGUAUGAAGGACAUUUCCCAAGGACCUCAAGGAUCAGAAUCACCUAUGUCAUCAAGGAGACCUUUGCAUUCAUUGGAACAUUCACAGUCUUUUACCUAUGUCUAUGUUACUCAACUCCAUUCUUCAAGGAUGCCAGUACCAAGCCAUUCUUGUUGCUCUUGGUACAACUAUCAUUGCCAUCGAUGAGCAUGUGGAUGCUAGGAUUCUAUGGAGUGUUCCAUUGCCUGUUGAAUGUAUUUGCAGAGUUGACAAAGUAUGCUGAUCGCGAGUUUUACCAGGAUUGGUGGAAUGCUACUACAUUUGAUCAAUGGUGGAGAAAGUGGAAUCGUCCAGUUCACAAGUGGAUGCUUCGUCAUUGCUACACCGACUCAAUGCACACUAUCAAGGUUGGCAAGUUUGGUGCAUUCCUCUCCACCUUCCUCCUCUCUGCCCUUCUUCACGAGAUUGUCAUGAUCCUAUCAUUCAGAUUCGUUCGUCCAAUUCUCUCUGUUACAAUGCUUUUACAAAUUGGAUUGAUCAAAUUCUCACAACUACCAAUACUUACAAAGACAAGAUUUGGAAAUGUUGUCAUGUGGAUCACAGUGUUUAUUGGUCAACCAUUUGUUCAACUACUCUACUCGACACAGUACAAUCAAAUCUAUCAUCAGAGUCAUCAAAUCUAA